Molecule: messenger RNA, 1218 nt
Organism: Desarmillaria tabescens
Lineage: Eukaryota; Fungi; Basidiomycota; Agaricomycetes; Agaricales; Physalacriaceae
Product: Alpha/Beta hydrolase protein
Exons: 7
Coding region: 237-1112 (291 amino acids)
Biological process (GO): proteolysis
Molecular function (GO): serine-type peptidase activity
Source: RefSeq, a predicted model, not a curated record
GCCACUAGCUGGAACUUGACGUAGAUAGCACUCAAUUGAAGGCAAAAUGACCAUACAGUCUCCACUUGGGACACCAUUUCAUGCGUCACCAUCAACCAUUUUAUGCGCUGCCUGCAUAUUGGGCUCUAAUCCUUUGAUAUGGACAUCGUGGCGGAGAACGCAAGGUCCGGUACGGAGACGCUUUUAUACCAAGUGUUGACGGGCCAAGAUUCUCCCAAUCAUCCCAUCCAUUCACGAUGUCCGCGCGAGUUUCAUCAACAAUCACCAUUCCAAUUCCACAUCCAGGAGAACCCAGUUCCAUCUCCGGUAUUUUGGAACAGUUGGACUCGUCAGGAAAGCCGCUGCAUGGAAGGAAACUCGCAUUGAUUCUUCAUGGCAUGUUCGGCCACAAGGAUUAUCUCUUUCUGAAACGACUCGCUCUGACGCUCCCCAUGGACUCGUUUCGCUUUGAUUUCCGAGGGCGCUUCGAAUCACCUGGCAUACGGCGACUACGUAAGUUGGAAGAGGACGCUCAAGACCUCCGUGUCGUCGCAGAAUACCUCAAGUCCCACUUCGGGUACGAGAUUGAUUUGGUGAUUGGCCACUUGCGCGGUGCAAUACUCGCUGUCCAGUGGCUAUGUACGACAGAAUGUGGAAAAAAUGUUUCAGGAUUCGUGAAUGUAUCCGGGAUUCUUCGUAUGCAGGAUGCCUAUGGCCUCGACGAAGGCGAAUGGAUGAAAAACAUCUCCACUCAAGGGUAUCACCUCGUGAACCUCAAGUCCUUCAAAGCAAAGGUGUAUCGUGAAGACUUUGAUAACUACGCCAACUUUGACCUCUCCAUGUCAAUGGUCCAGGAUAAAUUUCCCCGGGCUACUGACGUUCUGACUAUUCAUGGACUUGCGGACAAGACCUCAGCGGUGUACAAUGCGUUGUUAUAUGCGAAAACGCUGAGCAAGCGAAACCCCGGGACGCAUUCCUUACAUCUUAUGGAACAUGCAGAUCACUUUUAUACCGGGCGACAUACGGAGGUUGUACAGACCAUCUUGGAUUGGUGGGAUGCUCACUUAAAAGGAACGCUCCAGACGGGAAUUUGGGCAGGAGCGGAAUCUGGAGAUACGUCGUGUAAGUUAUGAUAAGGGACAUUUAGUAACAGCCGCAGAUAGAUACUGUUGAAAAACGUUCGGGAUUCUUUAUCACGGUUUUUAGAGCAUGGAAUGUCUUGUGGACGACUGAAAGAGC